GAGAGAGAGGGGGGGGAGGGGAGAGGGGUGGCUUAGGCUUACUAUAGAGAGGGAUAGGAGAGAGAGACAGGAGAGAGAGGGACAGGAGAGACUUUGUUGUUGUUGCUGUUGUUGCUGUUGUUGUGGUGGAGUGUGGAAGAAGGAGGAAGGAAGGGAGGGGGAGGUCUCAAGAGGGGAGACAUGUUCAGCUUGAUCCCAACAGUUCUAUUCUUUGCUUCUUCCCUCCUGACCAGAUCCUUCACCAGCUGAUAUCUGAAUGAGCUGAGGAGAGUUCAUUUCUUGUUCACUGUCUACUUGAAUUUGGAUCACUUUGUAAAUUGCUGGAAUUAGAUGCCUAUAAGAAUCCAGAACUUGCCAAAGAAAAAUUUCGAUCAAGGUUCGAGCCUUUCGAUGCCUCAUGUCGGGGUGACUUACCCACCAUGGUGGAGCCUGAAUGAACAGCAACUUCCGCAAUCUUUACCCAAAAAUAGUGGCUUGAAAGCGGAAUCUCCACCCAUGCUCCAUCAUCAAGCAAAGCAUUUAGGUCUUCAACUACAAGAACAGGAAUCGUCUUCAACUCAAUCGGCUGGCAAUUCUUGCCAUGAAGUGAGCGUCGUGGGUGGGGCCAACUCUCAAGAUCAAAGCAUUUCAUCUGAAUCUGGUCAAGAUGAAAGUUGUGGCAGGAGCUUUGAGGGCCAGACAAAGCCAAUUUUCAUGUUCAACAAUCCGGAGAUUGUCUUCAAUUCUUCACUAGCUGAUCAAAAUCAACCUCUGAUUCGUGUUCCAUAUCCACCAGUCGAUCCUUAUUACGGUGGGCUUCUGACUGCAUACAGACCACAGGCUAUUAUUCAAUCCCAGGUAGGAUCUCAAAUGUUCGGGAUGGCACCUGGACGUGUUCCAUUGCCACUUAACCUUGCAGACGAUGGACCAAUCUACGUCAAUGCAAAACAAUAUCACGGAAUUCUUCGGAGGAGGCAGUCACGUGCGAAGAUGGAGGCUCAAAACAAACUAGUCAAAGCUCGAAAGCCUUAUCUUCAUGAGUCGAGACAUCUUCAUGCCCUAAAUAGGGUCAGAGGAUCAGGCGGCCGCUUCCUCAGCACGAAACAGCGUCAGCAGCUCGACCCUGCUUCAAGCAGUCACAGCCCAUUUGCAACUGGACCCAGAGAUCGAAAUAAAGAUGCUUAUGAACCAGAAACUCACCAAGUGGGAGCCAGUGAGCGGCAGUUCACUUCAACCAUGGCCGGCGCGGACUUCUAUCCGGAUAGCAGGUUCUCUGGAAUCUCCACCCACAUGGGAGGAGCAAUGCAGUGCAACAAGGGGCUCAUGCGCGGCAGUGCAGCCCAGCACUGCUCUUCAUCCGUCCGGUGAGCAAGUGGUGCAAAGUUCUAAACCACCACGUCACCUGGACGGGGCAAAUCAUCCUUGGCUUUGUUAGGUUCAACUCCCAACUGUUUCAUACUUUGGUCGCGAUAUGACACCAUGUUGUCUGAUACUAUUUUACUGAUGUUGAUUGGGAAAUUCAAGUUAGAUAAUGUGGGUAGAUUUGUGGAUGUGUCCAUGAAGCCUUCCCGGCCGUCCCGGUCCGUCGCCGGGCAUGUUGUUUAAUCGUUCA
Molecule: messenger RNA, 1591 nt
Organism: Eucalyptus grandis
Lineage: Eukaryota; Viridiplantae; Streptophyta; Magnoliopsida; Myrtales; Myrtaceae
Product: nuclear transcription factor Y subunit A-3
Exons: 6
Coding region: 331-1347 (338 amino acids)
Biological process (GO): regulation of transcription by RNA polymerase II
Molecular function (GO): RNA polymerase II cis-regulatory region sequence-specific DNA binding; DNA-binding transcription factor activity, RNA polymerase II-specific
Source: RefSeq, a predicted model, not a curated record